This is a messenger RNA of Rhododendron vialii, 3775 nucleotides long. RefSeq names its product calcium-transporting ATPase 10, plasma membrane-type-like. The transcript has 35 exons. Gene Ontology annotation, cellular component: membrane; intracellular membrane-bounded organelle. The record is from RefSeq and is a predicted model, not a curated record. Gene Ontology annotation, biological process: calcium ion transmembrane transport. Lineage: Eukaryota; Viridiplantae; Streptophyta; Magnoliopsida; Ericales; Ericaceae. The coding region runs from base 191 to 3484 and encodes 1097 amino acids. Gene Ontology annotation, molecular function: ATP hydrolysis activity; ATP binding; P-type calcium transporter activity.
GCAGAGAUUUCUUUCUGGUAUUUUUUUUGUUUGAUUGGCAAGCUCCGUCUUAUAUCUAAUUUCUCACCACGGCACACGUACAAUUCCAAGACAAGCCUAUUUAUUGAUCGAGAUCAAGUGCUCGAUCACAAUUCCAAGACAAGCCGGCCUAUUGAUCAAGUGCGUACGUGCUCAAAUUAAUUGAGUUACCAUGGAAACGGCCAAUGACAGAUUCAAGACUUCGCCGUAUCGUCGGCACCGGAACGACUUAGAGGCUGCGGAUUCUCGCGAGUACGAGGACGACUCUUCAUCCGGUCCAUUCGACAUCUAUCGAACCAAGAAUGCUUCCGUCGACCGCCUCAGAAGAUGGCGGCAAGCGGCACUUGUGUUAAAUGCUUCUCGCCGAUUUCGAUACACCUUGGACUUGAAAAAGGAGGAAGAAAAGAAGCAAACAAUAAGAAAGAUUAGGGCGCAUGCUCAAGUCAUAAGAGCAGCCUUCCUUUUCCAAGAAGCGGGGCAAAAAGAAAAAGUGUCAGGUACCCCAGGAUUAGCUACAACUUCAGCUGGUGAUUAUAGUAUUAACCAAGAGCAACUUGCUUCAAUAACAAGGGAUCAUGAUUUUUCUGCUCUGGAGGAAUUCGGAGGGGUUAAAGGGUUGGCUGAUACAUUAAAAACAAGUGUAGAGAAGGGAAUAUGUGGAGAUGAUGAUGAUUUAUUGAAGCGAAAGAAUGCAUUUGGAUCCAACACAUAUCCUCGGAAAAAAGGACGGGGUUUUUGGAACUUUGUUUGGGAUGCUUGUCGAGAUACUACUCUGAUCAUCUUGAUGGUAGCUGCAGCUGCUUCUUUGGGGCUAGGCAUAAAGACCGAGGGUAUUAAAGACGGAUGGUAUGAUGGGGGAAGUAUAGCCUUGGCGGUCCUUAUUGUUAUAAUUGUUACAGCUGUAAGUGAUUACAAGCAAUCCCUUCAGUUCCAAAAUUUAAAUGAGGAGAAGCAGAAUAUACAUUUGGAGGUUAUUAGAGGUGGUAGAAGGAUGGAGGUCUCCAUAUUUGAUCUUGUUGUGGGUGAUGUGGUACCACUGAAAAUUGGUGACCAGGUCCCAGCUGACGGGAUUUUAAUUUCUGGACAGUCACUUGCAAUUGAUGAAUCAAGCAUGACUGGGGAGAGCAAGCUUGCUCAGAAGGGUCCAAAAGCUCCAUUUCUGAUGUCUGGGUGCAAAGUAGCUGAUGGAUUUGGCACUAUGCUGGUAACAAGUGUUGGUAUAAAUACAGAGUGGGGAUUGCUAAUGGCGAGCAUCUCAGAAGAUAAUGGUGAAGAAACACCAUUGCAGGUACGGUUGAAUGGGGUUGCAACGUUUAUAGGUUUCGUGGGACUCACAGUGGCUGUAGUUGUUCUAGUUGUCUUGAUGAUCAGAUACUUUACUGGACAUUCAAAAAAUACUGAUGGAACUGUUCAGUUCACGCCUGGCAAGACUAAGUUCAGUACUGCCAUAGAUGGAGCUAUUAAGAUCUUCACAGUCGCUGUCACUAUAGUGGUUGUUGCAGUGCCUGAAGGGCUUCCCCUUGCUGUUACCUUAACGCUUGCCUACUCAAUGAGGAAAAUGAUGGCAGACAAGGCAUUGGUCAGGAGGCUUUCUGCUUGUGAAACUAUGGGUUCUGCUACUACCAUUUGCAGUGACAAAACUGGAACCUUGACACUGAAUCAGAUGACAGUGGUUGAGUCAUAUGUUGGUGGAGAGAAGGCUGAGUCUCCGGACAAUGGUUCAGUGUUGCCUCUCAAGGUUAAAUCUCUGCUCAUUGAGGGUAUUGCACAGAAUACUACUGGCAGUGUAUUUGUGCCUGAGGAUGGAGGAAAGAUGGAGAUAUCUGGAUCACCAACCGAAAAAGCCAUUCUCCAGUGGGGGAUCAAUCUUGGAAUGAAUUUUGAUGCUAUUAGAUCAAGUUCUUCAAUCAUUCAUGUUUUCCCUUUCAACUCGGAGAAAAAGAGAGGAGGUGUUGCAUUAAAAGUGCAUGAUUCUGAAGUUCAUAUACAUUGGAAAGGUGCGGCUGAAUUAGUCUUGGCUUCUUGUACCAGAUACAUUGAUACCAAUGAUCAAGUCGUUCCAAUGGGUGAAGAUAAGGUGACACUAUUUAAAAGUGCUAUUGAUGAUAUGGCUGGUCGAAGUUUGCGUUGUGUUGCAAUUGCUUAUAGAUCUUGUGGAAUGGAAAAUGUGCCAACCACUGACGAGGAACUAGCUCAUUGGGAAAUACCUGAUGAUGAGCUUGUAUUGCUAGCUAUUGUUGGCUUGAAGGAUCCUUGUCGUCCAAGUGUGAAGGAUGCAGUUCGGUUAUGCACAAACGCUGGUGUUAAGGUGCGUAUGGUCACUGGUGACAACCUCCAAACAGCUAGAGCAAUAGCUUUAGAAUGUGGUAUUCUAGGGUCAGAUGCAGAUGCUACUGAGCCAAAUCUCAUAGAAGGGAAGGUAUUUCGUGCUUUGUCUGAAGUUCAAAGACAAGAAAUUGCUGAUAAGAUAUCGGUUAUGGGAAGGUCUUCUCCUAACGACAAGCUGCUGCUUGUGCAAGCAUUGAGAAAGGAAGGGCAUGUUGUUGCAGUAACUGGAGAUGGCACUAAUGAUGCUCCUGCACUGCAUGAGGCUGACAUUGGUCUUGCUAUGGGUAUCCAAGGAACAGAAGUAGCAAAAGAAAGCUCGGAUAUCAUUAUCUUGGAUGACAAUUUUUCCUCAGUUGUGAAGGUAGUUCGGUGGGGCAGGUCUGUUUAUGCAAAUAUUCAGAAAUUUAUCCAGUUUCAGCUCACCGUCAAUGUUGCAGCUCUUGUAAUUAAUGUUGUGGCUGCAGUUUCUUCUGGAGAUGUCCCACUAAAUGCAGUGCAGCUGCUUUGGGUUAAUCUAAUCAUGGAUACUCUUGGAGCUCUUGCACUGGCCACUGAACCGCCAACUGAUGAACUUAUGCAUAGGCGUCCCGUUGGUCGAAGGGAGCCGCUUAUAACGAAUAUCAUGUGGAGAAACUUGUUAGUGCAGGCUUUUUAUCAAGUGAUUGUUCUGCUUAUCCUCAAUUUUAAAGGCAGAGAGAUCCUGCAUCUGGAGCAUUAUGACAAUAAUCGUGCUGUCAAAGUGAAGAAUACAUUGAUAUUCAAUGCAUUUGUCUUUUGUCAAAUUUUCAACGAAUUUAAUGCUCGGAAACCUGAGGAAAUUAAUAUAUUCAAAGGGGUGACAAAGAACUACCUCUUCAUGGGAAUAGUGGGCUUAACUAUUUUGCUUCAGGUCAUCAUAGUCAUGUUCCUUGGAAAGUUUGCUGGUACGGUUAGGCUCAGCUGGAAACUGUGGCUUGUUUCCAUCGCUAUUGGCAUUGUCAGUUGGCCGCUUGCAAUAGUUGGGAAGUUUAUUCCUGUCCCCAAGACACCUUUACAUGAAUACUUCAUGAGAAUAUGGUCGAGAAUAUGGCCUGGACGAAGAAGAACUUUGCGAGGUGCAACCACCAGUAGGCAGGAGGAUGGUGUUGAGAGAAAAUAGUACUGGUUUGUAAGGGGUACUCAUCAUUUUCUGCCAGCCUUUUGACAAUUAACGAUGAGUAUACACAUGUAAAAAGCCACACUAUCGAUGGUGGUAUUAUGAUGCUUCUUUUUCUUGCACUUAUUUACUCCUAGUUUCUGUACAAAUGUAGAAAAAACAUCUGUGUCAAGCCUUUUUUUCUUGGCUGUUUGGAUCAGUCGUUUUCCAAGGUUGUGUGUGGUAAAGAAUAUGAUGUUCCAUCUUGCUCCCUGGUUUACAGCGACUAUAAAAUGUAGUUGUGAUUCUCAGAAA